Molecule: messenger RNA, 1455 nt
Organism: Pelodiscus sinensis (Chinese soft-shelled turtle)
Lineage: Eukaryota; Metazoa; Chordata; Testudines; Trionychidae
Source: RefSeq, a predicted model, not a curated record
AUUUUUUGCAUCUGCAGUAAUUUAAUGUGUGUGUUUAACACUGUUUCUCUUAUUAUACUAGCAACCAACUUCUGUAGGUACAUCUGCUGUCCACAUAGGACUUCCAAUGCAAGCCAAAGUUGUACAAUCAACUGCUACAUCAGUUAGUGCUACAUCUACUGUGAGCUUACAAGGGAGCUCCACUCUGUCACACACUACAGUAUCGGGAGCUACUACAAAUGCUCAGAACUUAAUGAAAACAACAGUAGCAACUGGAACCCUAGCAACUCAACAACCUAUGGUAAUUUCUGGAGGACAAACUCAAACAGCAGCACAGCCUCAAGGUCAGCCUCAGUUGCCACUUCCACCUUAUACUACAGCACAAGUACCAGCACAACCCCAGGUCAUACCUAGCUCUCCUGUACCAGGGACUACAGUUGUAUCACAGGAAAUGCAAGAGAAUGUGAAGAAAUGUAAAAACUUUUUAGCUACCUUGAUAAAACUUGCUUCCCACAACUCACCUUCUGCAGAAACAUCCCAUAAUGUGAAAUCACUGGUUCAGGAUUUGCUGGAUGCAAAGAUUGAUCCAGAAGAAUUUACAGGCCGCCUUCAGUCAGAGUUGAAAUCAUCUCCUCAGCCAUAUCUAGUACCUUUUCUGAAGAAAAGUCUGCCGGCAUUGAGACAGUCUUUAUUGAAUAGCCAACAUUCGGUUUUGCAAGGACAGCCAUCUCAGCAGCUGCUUCAACAAACCAAGCUAUCACAAGUUAUACCUCAACCUGCCUCUGGAAGUAUUUCCUCUAGUGUCACAACUCAGACAGUAGGAAUAAAGCAACCAAACAACAUUUGCACAGUCUCUUUAUCAAAUACAGUGCAGCCUCCUCAGGUUAAACUAGUACAGUCAAAUCAGAGUUCUCAACUGAUUAUCCAGUCAACAUCUGCUCAAACUGUGAAACGAAACCCUGCUUGCCAGACUACCCAGAUUAGGAUGCCAGUGGUAAUAACUCAGACCAUUAGACCACAAGGCACAGUAGGGAAGGCACCAACAAUACAAGCCAGCCAAAGUCCUGAGGGCUUUGUUGUUCAGGUCUCUGCAAAUCAGAAAAACAAGCUGAAUGACCCUGGAGGUGGAUCUUUCAGGUAAAAACAAAAAAUAACAACAACAAUCCCCUUCUCCCCCUCCCACAAUUUAAAAUGGAUUUAACACCAGAGGGCAGUAUUUUACAAUAAUUCCUAGAUUUACCAUGUCCUUUGAUUGGAUGGCAAUCUGUUUAUUCCUUUUUUUAAAAAGGAUUUCAGAUUUUUUCCUCCAACGCAGUUUUUUAAUAUUUCAUAAACCUUCCAAAACACUGUUGUGAAUAGGAAUUAUUCUCUUAGUAGAGGAAACUAUGUAGAUGAGGUUUUCAUAAGUGUGCAAUGCAGCUAUUUUAUGAAUCAGAUUUUAACGCUCAUAGGAGAUGUACCUUGUUGAGAUAAUCC